Molecule: messenger RNA, 495 nt
Organism: Ogataea philodendri
Lineage: Eukaryota; Fungi; Ascomycota; Pichiomycetes; Pichiales; Pichiaceae
Exons: 1
Coding region: 1-495 (164 amino acids)
Source: RefSeq, a predicted model, not a curated record
AUGCAGUUCGCUAAUGAUUCCAACAACCUGCACAAUCACCAAAGAUGCCUGCGUCCAGAUGGUGAUCAUAUAGAUAGAUGCAAAUGUGAAGAACUGGCUGGUCUGGUCGCCGACCAGGUUUUCAACGCCGGUCAAAAGAAUCAUAAAGUGAAUGAACACUUUCAUAGGCGGCUUGGUCUUGUACAUCGAGAGUCUUGCAACCAAUUGCUGUCUGGAAAGCUCGUGAAGCAUGUACUUCUUGUCGAGCCAGUUCAAAUACAGAACAGCUGCAAUUGGAAUGGAGGUCAGAAGAACCGCCAAAACGUACUUCAAGGUCUGCUUCUUAGGAGCAUGCUCGGUAUGGUCAGGGUCAGAAUCCAAGCUAAUGGUGGUCUCUGUGACCUGGAUCUUUUCGAGUUUUUCGAUGUCGGACAUGGCGCUCAGAAUAAACAAGUUGAGGAUAAAAGUGUAUCCUUUAAUAUUUGGCGCAUCGCCAAAUAUUCACCCUUACAGUAG